AUGAGGCAGUGUCGCGUGCUGCGGUGUGUGGGCUCCGUGUAUAAAACGUCCUCUCUGCAGGCGCUCAGCCCUCCACCCACACCCAAGUGGGGCAGGAAGGGUCGGAGGCAAAUAUGUCCGGUUAGACACUACUCCUCCCUGGGGCUUGUGGAAGGAGAUGGAGUGAGGCUCCAGUGGCACUCCUACCUGGAAGAUUUCAUGGUCUGUGCGCUGGCCUGGCCCUUUCUGGGAGCCAGUGCCCUGCCCUUGCUGGAGGAGCUGGACAGGCUUGCUGGAUCAGGGUUCUGGGAAAGGUGGGUGGAAGUUGCCCGGCUGCCGUCCUCCUCGCCUAAUGGCUCAGCCCGAUUUUGGAUGUCAGGAAGGGAAAGCCCCUGGGAGGCUGGCUGGGCCUCCAUGCUAGCCCUGAUCUCUGCCGAGGGCUCUGAGAGCCCUGCACACCCAGAAGCCCUCAGCCCCCACUGCAAGUCAGAGAUCCGGGAGGGCCCCUCAGCCCCCACUGCGAGUGCCCAGGCAGCGGUCGUCUUCAUCAAGGAGCCGUCCUCCCAGGAUGCACUGCAGGGCCGCCGGGCACUGCUCCGCUGCGAGGUGGAGGCCCCAGGCCCGGUGCGCGUGUACUGGCUGCUCAAUGGGGUCCCCGUCCAGGACACUGAGCGGCGUUUCGCCCAGGGCAGCAGCCUGAGCUUCGCAGCGGUGGACCGGCUGCAGGACUCCGGCGCCUUCCAGUGCGUGGCGCGGGAUGACAUCACCGGAGAGGAAGCCCGCAGCGCCAACGCCUCCUUCAACAUCAAAUGGAUCGAGGCAGGUCCUGUGGUCCUGAAGCAUCCGGGCUCCGAAGCUGAGAUCCAGCCGCAGACCCAGGUCACACUUCGCUGUCACAUUGAUGGGCACCCCCGGCCCACCUACCAGUGGUUCCGAGAUGGUACCCCUCUCUCUGAUGGUCAAAGCAACCACACGGUGAGCAGCAAGGAGCGGAACCUGACCCUGCGGCCUGCCAGUCCCGAGCACAGUGGCCUCUACUCCUGCUGCGCCCACAACGCCUUCGGCCAGGCCUGCAGCAGCCAGAACUUCACGCUGAGCAUUGCUGAUGAAAGCUUCGCCAGGGUGGUGCUGGCACCCCAGGACGUGGUAGUGGCAAGGAAUGAGGAAGCCAUGUUCCACUGCCAGUUCUCGGCCCAGCCACCCCCAAGCCUGCAGUGGGUCUUUGAGGACGAGACUCCCAUCACUAACCGCAGUCGCCCCCCGCACCUCCGCCGAGCCACGGUGUUUGCCAAUGGGUCCCUGCUGCUGACCCAGGUCCGGCCGCGCAAUGCCGGGGUCUACCGCUGCAUCGGCCAGGGGCAGAGGGGCCCGCCCGUCAUGCUGGAGGCCACACUCCACCUGGCAGAGAUUGAGGACUUGCCGCCAUUUGAGCCCCGAGUGUUCACAGCUGGCAGCGAGGAGCGUGUGGCCUGCCCACCCCCCAAGGGUCUGCCAGAGCCCAGCGUGUGGUGGGAGCACGCAGGAGUCCGGCUGCCAGCCCAUGGCAGGGUCUACCAGAAGGGCCAUGAGCUGGUGUUUGCCAGUACUGCCGAGGGUGACGCUGGCGUCUACACCUGCCACGUGGCUAACCUGGCUGGUCAGCGGCGCCAGGAUGUCAACAUCACAGUGGCCACUGUGCCCACGUGGCUGAAGAAGCCCCAGGACAGCCAGCUAGAGGAGGGCAAGCCGGGCUACUUGCACUGCCUGACCCAGGCCACACCGAAACCCACCGUCGUGUGGUACAGGAACCAGAUGCUCAUCUCGGAGGACUCACGGUUCGAAGUGUCCAAGAACGGGACCUUGCGCAUCAACAGCGUGGAGGUGUACGACGGCACAUGGUACCGCUGUGUGAGCAGCACCGUGGCUGGCAGCAUCGAGGCCCAGGCCCGAGUCCAAGUGCUGGAAAAGCUCAAGUUCACGCCCCCACCCCAGCCGCAGCAGUGCAUGGAGUUUGACAAGGAGGCCACAGUGCCCUGCUCAGCCACAGGCCGGGAGAAGCCCACUAUUAAGUGGAUACGGGCAGAUGGGAGCAGCCUCCCAGAGUGGGUGACAGACAACGCUGGGACCUUGCACUUUGCCCGGGUGACCCGAGACGACGCUGGCAACUAUACCUGCAUUGCCUCCAACGGACCGCAGGGCCAGAUCCGUGCCCACGUCCAGCUCACUGUGGCAGUGUUCAUCACCUUCAAGGUGGAGCCGGAGCGCACGACUGUGUACCAGGGCCACACCGCCCUGCUGCGCUGCGAGGCCCAGGGGGACCCCAAGCCACUCAUCCAGUGGAAGGGCAAGGACCGCAUCCUGGACCCCUCCAAGCUGGGACCCAGGAUGCACAUCUUCCAGAACGGCUCCCUGGUGAUCCACGACGUGGCCCCCGAGGACUCGGGCCACUACACCUGCAUCGCGGGCAACAGCUGCAACAUCAAGCACACGGAGGCCCCGCUCUACGUCGUGGACAAGCCCAUGCCAGAGGAGUCGGAGGGCCCAGGCAGCCCACCCCCCUACAAGAUGAUCCAGACCAUCGGGCUGUCCGUGGGCGCGGCGGUGGCCUACAUCAUCGCGGUGCUGGGCCUCAUGUUCUACUGCAAGAAGCGCUGCAAAGCUAAGAGGUUGCAGAAGCAACCUGAGGGCGAGGAGCCAGAAAUGGAGUGCCUCAACGGUGGACCUUUGCAGAAUGGGCAGCCCUCAGCAGAGAUCCAAGAGGAAGUGGCCUUGACCAGCCUUGGUUCCGGCCCUGCAGCCACCAACAAACGCCACAGCACAAGUGACAAGAUGCACUUCCCACGUGCCAGUCUGCAGCCCAUCACCACACUGGGGAAGAGUGAGUUCGGGGAGGUGUUCCUGGCGAAGGCGCAGGGCCUGGAGGAGGGCGUGGCGGAGAUCCUGGUGCUCGUGAAGAGCCUGCAGAGCAAGGACGAGCAGCAGCAGCUGGACUUCCGCAGGGAGUUCGAGAUGUUCGGGAAGCUGAACCAUGCCAACGUGGUGGGGCCCGGCGGGGAGGCCGAGCCCCACUACAUGGUGCUGGAGUAUGUGGACCUGGGAGACCUCAAACAGUUCCUGAGGAUUUCCAAGAGCAAGGAUGAAAAAUUGAAGUCACAGCCUCUCAGCACCAAGCAGAAGGUGACCCUGUGUACCCAGGUGGCCCUGGGCAUGGAGCACUUAUCCAACAACCGCUUCGUGCACAAGGACUUGGCUGCUCGCAACUGUCUGGUCAGCGCCCAGAGACAGGUGAAGGUGUCAGCCCUGGGCCUCAGCAAGGACGUGUACAACAGUGAGUACUACCAUUUCCGUCAAGCCUGGGUGCCACUGCGCUGGAUGUCCCCUGAGGCCAUCCUGGAGGGUGACUUCUCCACCAAGUCAGACGUCUGGGCCUUCGGUGUGCUGAUGUGGGAGGUGUUCACCCACGGGGAGAUGCCCCACGGCGGGCAGGCAGACGAUGAAGUGCUGGCAGAUCUGCAGGCUGGGAAGGCUAGACUUCCGCAGCCUGAGGGCUGCCCUGCCAAGCUCUACCGGCUGAUGCAGCGUUGCUGGGCGCUCAGCCCCAAAGACCGGCCCUCCUUCAGCGAGAUCGCCAACAUCCUGGGAGACAGCCCCGCAGACAGCAAGCCGUGAGGAGGGCACCUGCCCGGCUGUGCCUCAGGAUAGUGUGGGCGGGGGGCACCUCCUGGGGGGAGCCUGUAGCAUGAUGGGCAAGAUCCCUGUCCUCCUCGGCCCCGGGCCCUAGCACACAGGCAUUGCUGAGGUCUGGGCAGGGCCUGGGCUCUCCUCCUCUUCCUCAAACUCAGCCCGUGGGGAGGCUGAUUUGGACCCAGACCUGGUGACUAGGGCUUGGGCUGGGCAGCUUUCUCUGCCACCCCUUCCCCCAUCAGGGGCAGUGUGGGUACCUCAGGUAACCCCCGUUUCUGGCCUGCGACCUCUCCACUUGACCAGAUCCAGCUCCGCCACUCACCUGCCAACUUUGCCCCGGGAGGGCUGGGCUGGGGAUGGGCUAGGUUUGGGGGGGAGUUCCUUAAUAUACUCAUUUCCGUGAUAGUUCUGAGCACACAGGGCCAAGGGGCCUCCUGCCCCAGGGGUCCUACCUGGGAGUCUAGACCAGGAUUGUGGGGGGCACAGCAAGUGAGUCUUCCUCACUGCAAGCCUGUGCACGCUGACCCACACCCAGACCUUCCCCGACCUUUCUUUCCUUCCCUCAUCCUAAGUGCCUGGCAAUGAAGGAGUUUUCAGGAGCUUUUGACUAUAUAACCCGCCCGUUUUGUAUGCACCAUGGGCGGCUUUUGUAUGUAACUGCAGCGUGGGGUGGGUGGGUAUGGGAGGCAGGGGGUUCCUGGAGGAUAUGGGGAAGGUGGACCACCCCUGCCUCAUACUUUUAUUGUUGUUUUUUGUUUGUUUGUUUUGUUUGUUUGUUUUUUAUUUUACACUCGCUGCUCUCAAUAAAGAAGCCUUUUUUACA
This is a messenger RNA of Tupaia belangeri chinensis (Chinese tree shrew), 4465 nucleotides long. RefSeq names its product protein tyrosine kinase 7 (inactive) (gene PTK7). Lineage: Eukaryota; Metazoa; Chordata; Mammalia; Scandentia; Tupaiidae. Gene Ontology annotation, cellular component: plasma membrane; neuronal cell body; axon. Gene Ontology annotation, biological process: protein phosphorylation; homophilic cell-cell adhesion; synapse organization. The record is from RefSeq and is a predicted model, not a curated record. Gene Ontology annotation, molecular function: axon guidance receptor activity; protein kinase activity; ATP binding.